Messenger RNA from Cyclocybe aegerita, 2160 nucleotides. Lineage: Eukaryota; Fungi; Basidiomycota; Agaricomycetes; Agaricales; Hemipholiotaceae. The record is from the annotation of a GenBank genome assembly.
AUGAUUCAAAAAGUCGUCGCUCUCUCUUUUCCCCCCUCCACAACCAUGGACAAGCUCUCGUCCCUCGCCCGCUUCAAGAACGCCUGCCCUUUCCUCGGAAAGACAGCGCCCUCCACCCUCCGCAGCCUCUCCACCGCCGUCUCCCCGCGCUUCCCCUCGCUCUCAGCCCUCACCGAGCGCGCCACAGCAUGCCCCGUCAUGGGCCCCGCCCUCGACGUCCGCUCAAAGCAGAUCGUAGCCGGCUACGCUAGCGUCGCCGCCAACGCAGAUGUCGAGAAGAUUCACAAGGACAAGGGCGUCUUCCCGCCCCCCGGCGCGACCGUCGAGAUGUGCCCCCAUGCCUCCGCUGCUAGGGCCGCCGCUCGCAUGGCCGAGGACCUCGCAGCCGCCGCAAGGAAGAAGGCCCAGCUCAGCAAGGACGAGGUCGCCCAGGCCGCUGCUGCAGGGUGCCCCUUCCACCAGAAAGCCGCCGCCGAAGCCCGCAAGGCAGCUGCUCCUGCCCCUGCCCCUGCUCCGACCCCUGUGACAGCGCACAAUGCCAAGAAACACUCCGGGUUCGACUAUGAGAAGUUCUACAUCAACGAGCUUGACAAAAAGCGCAAGGAUGCAUCGUACCGCUACUUCAAUAACAUAAACCGGCUCGCGAACAAGUUCCCUGUCGCCCACACCGCCCGCGUCACCGACGAGGUCGAGGUAUGGUGUGCCAACGACUAUCUUGGCAUGGGCAACAACCCUGUUAUACUCGAAACUAUGCAUCGCACUCUUGACAAGUACGGCCAUGGUGCUGGAGGGACUCGUAACAUCGCUGGCAACGGUGCCAAUCAUCUUGCUCUGGAGCAAGAACUCGCCAAGCUGCACCGCAAACCAGCUGCUCUCGUUUUCUCCUCGUGCUACGUGGCCAACGACGCUACCCUCUCGACCCUUGGUUCAAAGCUUCCAGAUUGUAUUUUGUUCUCCGAUACCAUGAACCACGCCUCCAUGAUCCAGGGUAUGCGCCACUCUGGUGCAAAAAAGGUCAUCUUCAAGCACAACAACCUUGAAGAUCUCGAGAACAAGCUCAAACAAUACCCCAAGGAACAACCCAAGAUCAUAGCCUUCGAGUCGGUUUACUCCAUGUGCGGUAGCAUCGGACCCAUCAAGGAAAUUUGCGACCUAGCAGAGAAAUAUGGUGCUCUUACUUUCUUGGACGAGGUGCACGCCGUCGGUCUCUAUGGACCCCGAGGCGCUGGUGUAGCUGAACAUUUGGACUACGAUGCUCAUGCUGCUGCUGGCGACAGCCCUGAUCCCAUUCCUGGCUCCGUUAUGGAUCGCGUUGACAUCAUUACUGGUACUUUGGGUAAGGCUUAUGGCGCUGUCGGUGGCUAUAUCGCGGGGUCGGAGGAAUUCGUCGACAUGGUCCGGUCAUAUGCUCCUGGUUUCAUCUUCACAACAUCGCUUCCUCCCGCUACUGUCGCUGGUGCUCGGGCUAGCGUGGUCUACCAGAAGAACUAUGUCGGUGAUCGUCAACUCAAACAGGUCAACGUCCGCGAGGUGAAACGCCGCUUUACUGAAUUGGAUAUUCCCGUGGUUCCCGGCCCCUCUCAUAUCGUACCGGUUCUCGUCGGCGACGCUGCUCUGGCGAAGGCUGCAUCAGACAAGCUGCUCUCGGAACACAAUAUCUACGUGCAGUCCAUCAACUACCCCACCGUCGCCCGCGGUGAGGAACGCCUGAGGAUCACUGUCACGCCCCGACACACGCUCGAACAAAUGGACAAGCUCGUCAAGGCCGUCGACCAAAUCUUCAAUGAGCUCGGGAUCAACAGGCUGAAGGACUGGAAGCGCCUUGGCGGACGCGCAGGCGUUGGCAUGACAGCGGGUCCUGAGCCCGAAGUGCAACCGAUAUGGACGGACGCGCAGCUCGGCCUGCUUGACGGAACGACGCCGCACACGUUGAGAAACGGUGAAAAGGCGGUUGUGGACAAGCACGCGGUGACCAUGGCUCGGGCAGAGUUCAACGACUUGUUGGGCCCCAUCAGCGGUCCUGUCCAGUGCUCAAGGACGGUUUACCAGCACGCCCAGCCCGAGGUCAAGAGGCAGACGCACAGGAUGAAGACCGGUGCUGGCGUUCCGCUCAGCCGCGACAUCCCGGUGCCCCCUCCCGCCGUGUCGGUCUCUGCUUGA